AUGACGUGUGUGGACACGCUCACACUGCUGGUCCUGGGUGCUCUCUCGUCUCACGGCUGGCUGGCUCACAAGUGUGUUGUCUAUGACGACGCAGCCGACUGGCCGGCCGACACGAGCUGCCCGGGCCUGAGGAACUCCGCUAGCUGUCACGGCGUCACCGACAUCUGGAACGACCUCCGCGACCUCCCGCCUCACCUGCAGACUCUGUGUGUGUACGUGCACAGGAACAAGCGGGUCCACGGGCCCCUGCUGGUGGACUCCUUCUCGGGGCUCCACGACCUUCAGCAGCUCCACAUCAGCGGCUGCUUCUCCCGGAUCCUUAACGGGUCUUUCCGGGGCCUGUCCGAGCUCCGCACCCUGACCCUGAAGCAUCUCUACGUCCCUCUGGACUGCUGCGAGGCGGUCGUCGUCCCCUCAGCCCUGCUGGACCUGCCCCGCCUCAGGACGCUCUACCUGCACGGCUACAGCCUGAGGAAGCUGACGCCGGACGUCUGGGCCGGUCUGCCGCAGUUAGCCAAGCUGUUUGCAAACGCUACGUGUGACGACGACCUCGCGGAGCUCGUCUGCAGAGUGACCCUCUUGACCUCUCUCACAGAGCUGACUCUAUCGGCCCCGAUGGUGCGUGAGCUGAAACGGACGAACUGCUCCUCCAACGGGGCUUCGGAGAGAGGUGAAGCCACGUCAGCUAAUCUCACAACGGUGCGUCUUACCUUUGGGCUGGUGACGUCUGUAGAUCCCGGAGCCCUCAGCUGUUUCCCAGAGCUUACAUACUUGUCUCUGCAAAUGACGGGACGACUGCAAGAGCAACUUAACAAGACAGCCAUUCGUAAAAUAGAGUUUUUAGACUAUGGACAGGAUGAGGGGGAACUCUCCAUGGAAGAGAUAUGUAGUGUUGUGUCAGCGUUCCUCAUCAAACGCGUUGAUUUGCAUUACAAACGGAUAGACGUUUCUGACUUUGAGCCUGACCAAUGUAAAUCACUGGAAGGACUAUCUUUUCUAACAAACUCUGUUUCGCCUUUAAGUCUAACAUGUUUCUAUAACUUCACAAACCUUAGGUACUUAGCGGUAGAGGGACACACUAUAAAUAAUAUCUGUAUGCCUCAGUUACCCCCUGUCAAAUGGCUAACCAAGAUUAGACUGGAGUUUAGCUUCCUGGGGUUAAUAAACAGGAUUCAGCUAAGCUGCUUCACACAUCUGACUGCCCUGGAUUUAGUGGCGAAUGCUAUCUCGGACAUUGAGGAUUAUUCGUUUGCAGGCCUGGGGCAGCUAAGGUAUCUGCGGCUGUCAUUCAACAACAUCUCAGUAAUCCGACGGUGA
Clupea harengus (Atlantic herring) is the source of this 1317-nucleotide messenger RNA. RefSeq lists its product as uncharacterized. The record is from RefSeq and is a predicted model, not a curated record. Gene Ontology annotation, molecular function: protein binding; signaling receptor activity. Gene Ontology annotation, biological process: inflammatory response; toll-like receptor signaling pathway. The transcript has 2 exons. NCBI's taxonomy places the organism in Eukaryota, Metazoa, Chordata, Actinopteri, Clupeiformes, Clupeidae. Bases 1 to 1317 code for a protein of 438 amino acids. Gene Ontology annotation, cellular component: plasma membrane.